CAGGACAGACACCUUCUAGGUAGUGGGUGGAAUUUGCUUCCUCUUACUAUCCCAGCUCUCUUCUCCUUGGCCUGGUACAGGUGCCUAUUGGGUAAACAGAGGGUGGGGGUUUCCCAUACCUCCCCAGAGAAGGUCUUAGUAGCCCUUGCCCCAGGCUUCCUAGUUCAGAACCUGAGUUACCCACAGAGCAGAAAUAAGAAAGGAAGCAGGCCCGCUUCCAGCUCUGGCUCUCUGCUGCUCCACGUGCUCAUGGCCUCUCCCAGGCUAACACUAAGCAGUCAUGAGUCUGAGCCAGGUGGGAGAUUAAUUCUUAGGGGCACUUUAGGGCUAAGAAGGGGGAGGAAUGACAGGUGGAAGGCCACCAACAGAGAGGGGCAGCUGCCAUCCUUGACAUUACUGUCCUCCUGGGAGACCAUGGCAUAGGUGGUAGGCGCCCAGGCUAAGAAUGACAGCCAAGGAGGGGCCUGGACAGAUCUGGCCUCUGCCAAGCUUUGGCUUCAUGCAGGCAGGCUUCAGCCUCCCUGGCUCCUCCUCAGCCCUCCACCCUCCCCAGCACACAUGCACUUGAAAUUCCUGGCACCCACAUCCACCCACUCUGGACUUUGGCCUUUGCUGUAGCUAGUGUGGGAGCCUAGGAAGACUGGGAACAAAGUCUCUCAAACGAAAGAAAAGAAGCUGCAGACUUUGUAGUACCUGCCAGUCUUCCCCAGAGGAGCCUAGGCUGCCACCUGCAGGUCACCUGGGCCCUGGCCAUGUGGCUGCCUCUGCUGCUGGGUGCCUUGCUCUGGGCUGUGCUGUGGUUGCUCAGAGACCGGCAGAGCCUUCCUACCAGCAAUGCCUUCAUCUUCAUCACCGGCUGUGACUCAGGCUUCGGGCGCCUUCUGGCACUGCAGCUGGACCAGAGGGGCUUCCGGGUCCUGGCCAGCUGCCUGACUCUCUCAGGGGCAGAGGACCUACAGCGAGUGGCCUCCUCCCGCCUCCAUACCACCCUGCUGGAUGUCACUGACCCCCAGAGUGUCCAGCGGGCAGCCAAGUGGGUGGAGACACACACUAGGGAGGCAGGGCUUUUUGGUCUGGUGAAUAACGCUGGUGUGGCUGGUAUCAUCGGGCCCACACCAUGGCUAACACAGGACGAUUUUCGUUGCGUGCUGAAUGUGAACACGUUGGGUCCCAUUGGGAUCACCCUUGCCCUGCUACCUCUGUUGCAGCAGGCACGAGGCCGGGUGAUCAACAUUACCAGCGUCCUGGGUCGCCUGGCAGCCAAUGGUGGGGGCUAUUGUGUCUCCAAGUUUGGCUUGGAGGCCUUCUCGGACAGCCUGAGGAGGGACGUGGCUCCUUUUGGGGUACGAGUCUGCAUUGUGGAGCCUGGCUUCUUCCGAACCCCUGUGACCAACGUGGAGAGUUUGGAGAAGGCCUUGCAGGCCUGCUGGGCACAGCUACCUCCAGCCACACAGGGCUGCUAUGGGGAGGCCUUCCUUACCAAAUACCUGAAAGUGCAAAAGCGCAUCAUGAAUCUGAUCUGUGACCCAGACCUAACCAAGGUGAGCAAGUGCGUGGAGCAUGCACUGACUGCACGGCACCCCAGAACCCGCUACAGCCCAGGCUGGGACGCCAAGUUGCUCUGGUUGCCUGCCUCCUACCUGCCAGCCAGCCUGGUGGAUGCUGUGCUCACCUGGGUCCUUCCCAAGCCUGCCCAAGCAGUCUACUGAACCCAGCCUUCCAGAAAUAGAUUAUUUUUCAAAGGCAAGGACUUUAUUUCUGUCCCAAACCUGGCACUCACUGCCUGGUGCCUGCCACAAAAUAGGCACUCAAUAAAAGUGUGUUGUAGGGCA
Molecule: messenger RNA, 1832 nt
Organism: Otolemur garnettii (small-eared galago)
Lineage: Eukaryota; Metazoa; Chordata; Mammalia; Primates; Galagidae
Gene: RDH5
Product: retinol dehydrogenase 5
Exons: 5
Coding region: 753-1709 (318 amino acids)
Source: RefSeq, a predicted model, not a curated record